This is a messenger RNA of Nicotiana tabacum (common tobacco), 1442 nucleotides long. RefSeq names its product farnesyl pyrophosphate synthase. Gene Ontology annotation, biological process: trans, trans-farnesyl diphosphate biosynthetic process. Gene Ontology annotation, cellular component: cytoplasm. Gene Ontology annotation, molecular function: (2E,6E)-farnesyl diphosphate synthase activity; dimethylallyltranstransferase activity. Lineage: Eukaryota; Viridiplantae; Streptophyta; Magnoliopsida; Solanales; Solanaceae. The record is from RefSeq and is a predicted model, not a curated record.
AAAAAGGGGGAGGCUGCUGAUAAGUGCUCUUUCCAACUUUUCCACAAAAUACAGCGCUGGUUUUUGUAUAUAUAAAAAUAUUCCAUUUCAAGAACCAAACGAACACAACAAUUCUCCUACUCUGAAACUAGCGAACAUUCAUUCCAACAAUAUGAGUGAUCUUAAAUCCAAGUUUUUGGAGGUUUACUCAGUAUUAAAAUCUGAGCUUCUUAAUGAUCCUGAUUUCGAGUUUACUGAUGAGGCUCGUCAAUGGGUCGAACGGAUGUUGGACUACAAUGUACCUGGAGGAAAGCUGAAUCGGGGGAUCUCUGUUAUUGAUAGCUACAGUUUGUUGAAAGAGGGGAAAGAACUAACCAGCGAGGAAAUCUUUCAAACAUCUUCCCUUGGCUGGUGCAUUGAAUGGCUUCAAGCAUAUUUCCUUGUUCUUGAUGAUAUAAUGGAUGGCUCUCACACACGCCGAGGUCAACCGUGUUGGUUCAGAUUACCGAAGGUUGGCAUGAUUGCUGCUAAUGAUGGCAUACUUCUUCGUAACCACAUCCCAAGGAUACUGAAGAACCACUUUAGAGGAAAUCCUUAUUAUGUCGAUCUUCUUGAGUUGUUUAAUGAGGUGGAAUUCCAGACUGCCUCUGGACAAAUGAUAGAUUUGAUUACUACACUUGUUGGAGAGAAAGAUUUAUCAAAAUACUCAUUUCCUAUUCAUCGGCGGAUUGUCCAGUAUAAAACUGCUUAUUACUCAUUCUAUCUCCCAGUGGCAUGUGCACUUCUUAUGGCAGGAGAGAGUCUUGACAAUCAUGUUAAUGUCAAGAACAUACUUAUCGAAAUGGGAAUCUAUUUCCAAGUUCAGGAUGAUUACUUGGACUGCUUUGCUGACCCCGAGGUGCUGGGUAAGAUUGGCACGGAUAUUCAAGAUUUCAAGUGCUCUUGGUUGGUAGUGAAAGCCCUCGAACACUGCAAUGAGGAGCAAAAGAAGUUAUUAUAUGAGAACUAUGGAAAAGAUGAUCCUGCUUGUGUUGCUAAAGUUAAAGCCCUUUACAAUGAUCUCAAACUUGAGGAUGUGUACCUGGAAUAUGAGAAGAAGACGUACGAAAAGCUGAUCAACUCUAUUGAAGCUCAACCAAGCAAAGCAGUGCAAGCAGUUCUGAAGUCAUUUUUGGCAAAGAUAUAUAAGAGGCAGAAGUAGAAACUCAAUGAAUUACUGAAUUUUAAUGUUUAAUGGUUAGCAUUAUUUGUGUUUCUUCCAAUGGAGAAGAUGUGUAUGUAUUUCAAGGGCAGAGCUAGAGUAUUCCAUACGGCCUAUGGGUUCGGUGGCAAAUUAAAAAUCCAUAAACUUCAAAUCGGGCUCCGCCUUUGUGUAUUUCAUGGAUUGUUCUACUUUCUUGUAUGGCUUCCAUGAUCUUCUAUUUUAUUUUCCAAUAAUACUAUCUCCGGUCCAUUUUAGUUGU